Messenger RNA from Dentiscutata erythropus, 798 nucleotides. The record is from the annotation of a GenBank genome assembly. Lineage: Eukaryota; Fungi; Glomeromycota; Glomeromycetes; Diversisporales; Gigasporaceae.
AUGUUCGAAGCCAAAUCUGAUUCAGAGUUAAUUACCAAAUCCGUGUUAGCCCGUGGAAUUCGCCAUGCCCGAUUUGCGAUGGAAAACAUGGGAAUUAUGGAUUGCAUGGCGAAUGGUAUAGAAAUGGAACAGAAUAUUGUCUUACCUGCAACAGUUCAAGCAAUAAAUUCAAAUACAUCAGGGCGACCGUGCUUCUCAGGAGAGCCAAACUACAAACAUGGCCAUACCAAGGAUGCCCUGAAAACUGGAGUAAGAAACGUAAAAGAGAGUAUAAAAGAGGGCGUAAAAACGGAUUUUUCCGCUUGGAAGAUUAUAAAGUGGAUCGGCACUGGGAUUGUUACCAGCGCUGGCUUAGUAUUAUUCGAUCUCAGCUUCGCCAACUGGUACAACCGCCGGAAUGAGAGGAUUAUUCUUCAUGCCUUUGAACAUGGUUCCUGUCCAGAACCUGAUGUUAUGCAGAAACAGCUGAUUUACCGUGAGGUUGUUAUCAAAAAACUGAGACGAAUUCUAGAGCCGAUCUCUGACCAUAGCUCUUACCACGUCGUUGUCGGGAACCACGGAACUGGUAAGACCACAGUGGUCCGGCAGUGUGCUAGAGAUGUUGGAAAAGGGGUCAUUUAUGUUGAUGUACCCCCUGUAUUGGAUAACUUCAUUGAUAAACUUGCAAAGGCUAUUGGAUAUUCAUUCAAGGAAAUUAUUACUGGUGUUUGCUCUACACUCACUUCUUGUUUUAUAGCUGAACAGCCCAGGUUUUUUCGUGUCCUGGAUGCCUUCGAGAGAGGAGCUAGAAAAUACAAG